CGCUUGCUCGCUCUGCGGCUGAGAGAGAGACACCCAGAGCAAAUCCCCGUCUAGGCAUGGAUCUCUGGCUGCAGCGCUCCGCAGCUUGUGAGGAAUGACAACAGUUCACAUGGUCAUUAACUCCACUCGUCGGGGCUGAAGGGAGAGCCGCACCGUGGCACAGCGGUGCAGAAGUGCCUCUUGUGUUUGGGACGAGACGGAAGCACACGGCAGAGCUCCGGGACGCAGUGAGACGAGAUCACAGACAGAAAGUGCCUUUUCAGACGACGUCCCUACUUGAAGACAUUCGAGUGUUUCUGAAGAGCUCCACAUUUUCCUCAUUGGCAGGUCAAAGUUCAGCUGAGAGUCUUGGUUAUUGUGCUCUCCUGUGUUUGCCUAUGACGACGGGCCAGCGUGCUCAGGUGUAUAGAAACAUGUGCUGAAGACUUUAACCGUGCCAGCUGAAAGUAAAGCAACAUUUGCUCCCCGACACCCUGCAGAGACAUCAUCACUCAUAGGAGAGGACGUUUUGAGGACGCCGCUGCAACAGAUACAGGUCGUCUCCAGUUAUGCCCCUUGUGCCCCAUCAGAGGUCUGCACUUGACACCUAACUGAUUGAUGAACAAUUAUUCGUGUGUCUAAACUCCACCUCAGCACGGUUGUGCAUUCUCAUGCUCGGGUCGCGCAGGCUUUGCCAGUCCAUUAGCUCGGCUUUAUUCCUCUGCAAGGACAAACCCCAUCCAGUGACCUGAAGCGGCGUAUUUUUAGCUACAUGUUCCAUCGCUUUUAGUUUGAUUUUAUUUUCUAACUGAAGCACCUCCUCCGAGGAAGACAAAGCGAGUGGCUCCUCUCCUGGCCUCGCCAUGGCUCUGAACAUAGCCUCCAUACGGGACACGAAAUGGCUGACUCUGGAAGUGUGCCGGCAGUUUCAGAGAGGGACGUGUUCACGCAGCGACGAAGAAUGCAAGUUCGCCCACCCACCCAAAAGCUGCCAGGUGGAGAACGGGAGGGUGAUCGCCUGUUUUGACUCGUUAAAGGGUCGUUGCACACGGGAGAACUGCAAAUACCUCCACCCACCAGCCCACCUGAAGACCCAACUGGAGAUCAACGGGCGCAACAACCUGAUCCAGCAGAAGACGGCGGCCGCCAUGUUGGCUCAGCAGAUGCAGUUCAUGAUCCCCGGCACCACCAUGCAGCCCGUGACGUUCCCAGUAACCCAGGGCUUGGGUUCCAGUGCCGGCUUGAGCUACGCACCUUACCUGACUCCAAUGUCCCACAGCAUGGGUCUGGUUCCCACAGACAUCCUCCCCAGCACGCCGGUUAUUGUCCCCGGCAGCCCUCCCGUCUCCGUGACGACCAGCUCCUCCUCCAGCCAGAAGCUUCUCCGCACCGACAAGCUAGAGGUUUGCCGCGAGUUCCAGCGUGGCAACUGCGCCCGCGGUGAGACGGACUGCCGCUUCGCCCACCCUAGCGACAGCCCCAUGAUCGACACCAGCGACAACACGGUCACCGUCUGCAUGGACUACAUCAAGAGCCGCUGCUCUCGAGAGAAGUGCAAGUAUUUCCACCCGCCGGCUCACCUCCAGGCCAAGAUCAAGGCGGCCCAGCACCAGGCCAACCAGACAGCCGUGGCGGCGCAAGCAGCCGCCACGGCUGCAGCCAUGACUCAGUCGACUGCCAAAGCAAUGAAGCGACCCCUCGAGGCAACUGUAGACCUGGCCUUCCCCCACGGAGUCCUCCAGCCCCUACCAAAGAGACCAGCACUUGAGAAGAGCAACGGAGCGAGCUCCCUGUUCAGCCCCAGUGUUUUGCACUACCAGCAGGCGCUGGCCAACGCACAGCUCCAGCAGCCUGCUUUCUUCCCCACAGGGUCAGUGUUGUGCAUGACUCCUGCUAGCAGUCUUGUCCCAAUGAUGUACAGUGCUACGCCUGCUACUGUCUCUGCAGCAACAACUCCUGCCACAAGUGUCCCCUACGCAGCAACAGCACCAGCCAAUCAGAUCAUCCUGAAGUGAACUUUGGGAAGGAGACCGAGUGUCACGAAGCUGCACUAGGAAACCCCAAACAAGCCCUCUGUAAAUACUACCUUGCCUCUCCAAUGGAGGUGCAGCAACCUGCAUGCUAACACUUCAGUUUAACCUUUAGAGCUGCAGCGCCGGUGUAUCACAAACAGGAAAAACCAGAGAAAAAUAAGAUACUUACUGUAUGUAUUGCUAGAAAACAACAUAUGAACAUGGAAAAAGUCACACAUAUUCUUAUGUAUAGUUCAGAAACAGUCGAUGCACUACGGAUACAGUGGAUCGUUACUUUAAAAGCCUCUGCACAGCGUUCAUGCCCCUUCGGUUUGUUAACAACAGAUGUUUGGUUUGCACUGUGUGAGAAUGUUGGAUGAGGAAUCUGGGAAGAAGAAGAAAACAGGAAAUCCACGCUCAGGCACGCUGUCACUCUCAUGUUUGUUUUUCCCAGGAUGUUUUUUAGACUCCUAGCUCCAGAAAACUGUAUAUACUCAAGAGCCAGAGUUCCUCUGUGACCCCACAGCCAUCGCCUGACCCCCGCUUGCUGAAGUUGCCACAAUGACGCUCAUCCAGUGGUUAAGCAGAGUCACUAUUUAACACUUUUUUUAAUUUUCUGGCUGAUUUGUCGCCAUUCCCCGAGCCACUUUCUUUGUUGAAAUGCUGAGUUGGGUUUGGGUCGGAGAAGGCGUGGCCCGGCGUUGUGGCCUGUGCCAAGGGCUCAACAGAGCUGGAGGGUUCGUACCAAGCCUUGUGUGUUUGUGAGUGAGCGAGUGUGUGCAUUCGCAUCAGGAGGUCUGCCGGCAGACUGCAACUUUUAAACAACACCGAGCCUGGUAGGAAUGCUUUUGAUUUUUUAAAAGAGGAAAACAAGUGCUAAACUUAAACAAAAAACAAACAUUCAAAGUAAAAAAAAAUUGGUGCAUUUGACGAGUUUUCGUCCAGCGUGAAUAUGACUUGAACUUGGACUGGAGGGCUGUCCUAUCCAACCCUACUCUCACCGAUAAUCCUGUUCCAUUUUAGAGAAAAAAAAACAACAAAAAGGAAAAAAAACUGUUAGAAGUGCCUGAAAAAUGCUCAUCCACCACACACGUAUCCAGAGCGGACCACCUAAGAGUCACAACCACACACAGACGGACUCCUCUGGACAGACAUCAACAGGAAACAGUCAUAACAUCACAUGUGAUUUAAACGAAUCCGGAAAGAAUCGACAAAUCAGAAAAUAGCUUUGUGGAAUGUUUGGUGUUUUUCACGGUGUACCAUCGUUUCUUGCAUCGGUUCAAGUAGUUUACACGAGGAGUGAGAAAACAACGUAUUGUAAACUGUAAUGUAUGUAAAGUGUCUCUUAUUUUGAAAGUUUAUAUUCAAGGUUCUAAAGACAAAUGUAUUUAAAGUUGUGUGUUUGAACGCCCUCCCCUUUGUAUCCACCUCCACCUUUUGGAACAAUCAUUUAGCUUUUAAGCCAAGAUUUUAAAAAUUCCUGUUUUAUUUUUUAGAAUUUCACAACUUUGAUGGCGUGUUUUCACCCAACAGUAACACCGUUUCAUCAAUUUUGGAUGUAAUUUCAUGGUGCUUGACUAACAUCGACAAUCCACAGUCACUUUUGGUUUGGUUCGUUGUCUUCGUGUGUGUGUGUGUGUGUGUGUGUGUGUGUGUGUGUGUGUGUGUGUGUGUGUGUGUGUGUGUGUGUGUGUGUGUGUGUGUGUGUGUGUGUGUGUGUGUGUGUGUGUGUGUGUGUGUGUGUGUGUGUGUGUUUGGAAGGCGGUUUCAAAAAGUCGCGGUUUGUCGUAACUUAUCUUACGUUAACUCUUCGGUUGAAAAACAAACUUGUAUACUAUUUUGAAAUGAAUGUAAUUUAUUAAGCUGCUCCAUGUUCUGCGUGGUUGUUCAUUUCAACCCGGUCAAGUCGGCGAACGAGGAGUCAUCUUGAGUGAUUGGAAAGGGGCGGAGCUAAAAGCUCCACCCGCCUAUUGGAUCGGUGUUGCAGCCUUAGUUCUAGAGUUGUUGGGGGAGGGGGAAAAAGUUGUUUAGUUGAAGUUUUACCAAAAAAAAAAAAGGAAUUCAAAGAAAAAUCCUAAAAAGAUGUACCUUUCUCUCUAGUAUAAUAAUAUUUCAUAACAAUAUUAAGGUGUUGCCGUGGCAACCCAAAUGUUGCAGUUACUAAAUAUGGGUAUUUUUGUAAAUGACAUUGUUGAUUUUGUUUGUUUUAGCUAGGACACUGUACACAAGGUAGAUUGUAAAGAAGAUCUGAACAUUUCUUAUUCACUGAGAUUAAAACCUGGUAUUUUCAUUAGCAGAUGUAGUGCUAUAACUGUUAAUCUAUAAGUUAUAGACUUUACAUAUAAAUCUAUAUAUGUACAUGUAAGAAAUAAAUAUUCUAUAAAUGAAUCAGAUGUACAACUCCUCCCUGGACGAAGGACCUUUAAGUUUCACUCUGAGACUUUUUAUUUAGGGUGUCUGUAUAACCGGGCUUUAGGAUUGCAUAUUGUUUAAAAACGUGGUUUUUCCACUUGUUUGAGAGUUUGGGGGUCCCAGCACUUCAGUCAAAAAGCACCCGAGAUGAAUACAAGAUGUUGCUGCAUGGAAAAACACCUUUCUUUUCUUUAUAAAUGAUAUUGUAAUGAAUGUUUCUGGUGAAAAAUGUCUGUACAAAAAAAAAGAAGAUUUUUCCUCAUCUGGUGACCUGAAAUACCCUUCGUGUCUGGAAUCCACUUGAGCUGUGAAUGCGUUGGUCGACGACUGGUUUUUAAAAAAGAAGAAAAGCACUUUCUGAGCAGUUGGUCAACUGAGCAGACUCAGCUUAUCCAAACACUUUGCCUUAUCUCGAGUCCAUUUACGUUUUUAAAAGCUCUUAUGACAUGUAUUAAAUACACUUGAAUGGCUCCCACUUCUCAGAUCCCCUUUGAGUUUCAUUUCAAGUCGAGAUCUUUUUAUCUGGAAUCGGUUUUAAGGGUUUAAUGUAGCCAAAAGGGGAGGAUUGCAACACAACGCAAUGGUCUCGGUUUGGUCCAUUGCUUUAAAACGGAACUGUAGUUCGCAGCAGUAGCCACCAGAGGGCGAUAAACCAGAAGUGACUGUCAUCAUUGUUGCAGUCCACCUUAAACGCAAAGUGACAAUAAAAGCCGCUCAUUGGAGUCAUAAUUUCAAAUGUAAUUUAAAUGUAUUCUUUUGCAUAUAUUUUGUGUUGAUAUAGUCAAAUGUUUCUGUCUCCAGCAAGAUAUUGUAAAAUUUAUUGAAAGAAAGAAAUAAAGAAAAUAAAAUGA
Molecule: messenger RNA, 5254 nt
Organism: Nothobranchius furzeri (turquoise killifish)
Lineage: Eukaryota; Metazoa; Chordata; Actinopteri; Cyprinodontiformes; Nothobranchiidae
Gene: mbnl2
Product: muscleblind-like splicing regulator 2
Biological process (GO): regulation of RNA splicing
Cellular component (GO): nucleus
Molecular function (GO): RNA binding; metal ion binding
Source: RefSeq, a predicted model, not a curated record